Heterobasidion irregulare TC 32-1 is the source of this 1749-nucleotide messenger RNA. RefSeq lists its product as uncharacterized. The record is from RefSeq and is a predicted model, not a curated record. The transcript is spliced from 5 exons. Gene Ontology annotation, cellular component: proteasome regulatory particle, lid subcomplex; proteasome complex. NCBI's taxonomy places the organism in Eukaryota, Fungi, Basidiomycota, Agaricomycetes, Russulales, Bondarzewiaceae. Gene Ontology annotation, biological process: ubiquitin-dependent protein catabolic process; regulation of protein catabolic process. Gene Ontology annotation, molecular function: protein binding; enzyme regulator activity. The coding region runs from base 69 to 1580 and encodes 503 amino acids.
GUACUCGCGUACUCUUCUCUACAACACACAACAGCCUCUCUCUACAUUCCGUUUUCUGGUGCCCCGCUAUGGCUGAUGUGGAGAUGAAACCAACCGAAGAGAAGGUCACAGGGACAGAGACGAGCAAAGAUGAGAACGCAAAAGAUGCACCCCCUCCUCCCACCCCACUCGCAGAGAUCAAGUCUAAUGCAAUCCUCAUCGAGCGUGCGGUCUCCACCAUGGAGCCUCGCUUCACAAAUCGCGUACUACGUAACCUGACCGCACUUCGAAAACGCCUGGACGACAAAGUUCUUCGUGAUGCUAUCGUAGAAUUGUAUCCCAUCGAAUCUGUUGUCAAAAGGAAUCUCCUUUCUUGGAUACCCGAUGCUCCUGCCACAGAGCAGCCAAUGGAUAUUGACCCCGCCCCAACACCGUCGAGGUCCACAUCCCCAUCAGAACCUGUCCCCGAACUCGAGAUGUACCUCCGGCUCCUCAUAUUGUAUCACCUAUUGAAGUCGUCAAGCACAUACGGAAAAGCUAUGGAGCUUACUAGCGACACCGUGCAGAGACUGCAGUCGUUGAACCGCCGGACAAUGGAUCCAAUCUCUGCCAAGCUCUGGUUCGCCAUUGGUCGAACGUACGAGCUCGUUGGAGAGCUCGCAGAAGCCAGGCCGUUAUUCCUUGCCGCUCAGCGCAUCGCGUCUCUACGCCACGACGAUGAAACGCAGGCAUCUCUUCUGAACUGUCUGCUUCAUAACUAUCUCAAGUAUAGCCUGUACGACCAAGCCGACAUGCUCGUCUUGAAGACUACUUUUCCUGCGUCUGCUGGAAACCCGCAAUACGCCAGAUACCAUUACUACAUCGGCCGUAUUAGGGCCGUGCAGCUGAAUUACACUGCAGCACACACGAACUUGCAACAGGCCAUCCGACGUGCACCUCCAGCCAAGACCGCUCCUGGUUUCUACCAAGCAGUACACAAGCUCUUUGCUGUUGUGGAGCUGCUCAUGGGUGAUAUUCCCGAGCGCAGUUUGUUCAGGCAUCCGGUGCUUGAGAAAGCUUUGAGUGGUUAUUUCGAUAUCGUGAAAGCCGUCCGGACUGGCUCGCUCUCGCAGUUCCAGAACACGCUCUCCAAACACGCUGCGCAGUUCGAGGCGGACAAGACUUACACCCUCAUCGUACGGCUUCGGCAGAACGUCAUCAAGACUGGCAUCCGCCGGCUGUCGCUGUCGUACUCGCGCAUCUCACUCCGCGAUAUCUGCGUCAAGCUGCAUCUCGAUUCUGAGGAAGACGCAGAAUACAUCGUUGGAAAGGCGAUCCGCGACGGCGUCAUCGAGGGCCGCAUUGUCCACGAAAAGGGAUGGAUGGAGUGCGGCGGCCAGAAGAGCGCUUACGGGCCGGAAGUCAGCGAGAUCUUCUCGAGGCGGAUUGGGUACUGCCUUGAGUUGCACAAUCAGAGCGUGAAGGCUAUGCGGUAUCCCCUCAACGCGCACCGCAAGGAGCUAGCGGAUGCAGAGGGUGCGCGAGAACGUGAGAAGUCGCUCGCGAAGGGAAUCCAGGAAGGAGACAUUGACGAAGAGGAUGCUAUGGGCGGGGACUUCUAACCGCCAUCGUUUCGCACGCCUUGUAAGAUGGACAUUCAAUGAAUCACACGCUCGUUACGGGGCUAUAGUCUCCCGUAUCCUUGUCCUCGGCUCGUCCUUAGUCUUUGUGUUGUAUCAGAGCUGGCAAGACUUGUGGGGUCAAUCGGCGACCGCUGCUAUUUCAGGCUUU